Molecule: messenger RNA, 5954 nt
Organism: Sphaeramia orbicularis (orbiculate cardinalfish)
Lineage: Eukaryota; Metazoa; Chordata; Actinopteri; Kurtiformes; Apogonidae
Gene: tgfbr3
Product: transforming growth factor, beta receptor III
Exons: 17
Coding region: 302-2818 (838 amino acids)
Biological process (GO): epithelial to mesenchymal transition; transforming growth factor beta receptor signaling pathway; cell migration
Molecular function (GO): type II transforming growth factor beta receptor binding; transforming growth factor beta binding; glycosaminoglycan binding
Source: RefSeq, a predicted model, not a curated record
AUCAAACACUUACAACUUUCAGCAAGAGGGACUGUCUGUACACUUUUUGGUAAAACAACACCCCAACUGCUCUUUCCAAACAGGGAAAUAGAGUGAAUACCCAGAAGAAGACAGAAAGGAAUUUGAUAUCCGCAUCGGCAACUUCUACUAAGUUGACUUGGGCAUUUUCUGGAGACUCUUCAUGUUUACAGUUGGAGCUUGGAGCUGACUUCCUGAAAACUGCCCCAUAGAGAGGGAACCUUUGUGAAAAGCAGCGCAGAGGCCUGUUCAACGACCUUAUUGGAGGCUGCAUGAAAAUAACAUGAUGGCUAGAAGAUCCAUCAUUGUCGUGUUACUUCUUGCAAUAUGUUGCUUAGUAUCUGCAGGGCCCUUGUUCCGCAGCCCAUGUGAGUUGCUGCCGGUGGGAGUGGGACACCCAGUGCAGGCCAUGUUGAAGAGCUUCACCGUUCAGGCAGGUUGUUCAAGCAGGGGCACCACCAGCCUCCCCCAGGAGGUCCACAUCAUCAACCUGAGAGGACAUGCCCCUGAGACUCCAGACAACACCCCAGCAGAGGUUGAGCUGCAUCUGAAACCCAUCCAGUCUCUGCUGCGCCACCAUAAACCCCUGGUCUUCGUGCUCAACUCCCCCCAACCACUGAUCUGGAAGAUCAAGACAGAGAACCUGGCCCCAGGCAUCAAACGUACCUUUCAUGUAUCCGAAGGAUCAGAAGUUCACUUCCCCCUCUCCUGUCAAAUCCAAACGGAGACCCUUCCCCAUGGCAACGAGCACCUCCUUAACUGGGCCCAGAAGAAGUACGGGGCAGUCACCUCUUUCUCUGUGCUCAGGAUGACUCAAGACAUCUACAUCAAAGUAGGAGAAGAUCCAGUGUUUUCUGACACCUGCAAGAUAGACACCAAGUUUCUGUCUCUGAACUACCUGGGUGGCUACGUGGAGCCACAGUCAUCAAAAGGUUGUGUUCUCUCUGGUCCUGACAAAGAUCGAGAUGUCCACAUCAUUGAACUUCAAGCUCCAAACUCCAGCAGUGCUUUCCAGGUGGAUGUCAUAGUGGAUCUGCGGCCUCUGGAGGACGAUGCCCCCCUUCAUCGUGAUGUUGUCUUGCUGCUCAAGUGUGUUAAGUCUGUCAACUGGGUCAUCAAGGCCCACAAAGUGAUUGGCAAGCUGGAUAUAGUGGCCUCUGAUACCGUGAGUGUUAGUGCAAAUACGGAGAGACUGAUGCAAGUGUCAAAGUCACCCAAGCAGCCCUUGCCGCUGGGGUCACAAGCUCUGAUCAAGUGGGCUGAAGAGCAUGGCUAUAGCCCAGUCACUUCUUACACCAGUACUGCUGUGGCCAACCUAUUCAACCUCCGACUGAGGGAACAAGAUGUAGUGGAUCCUCUGGAGAGUAUGUUACCUCCUGAGCUGUCUAUCCUUCGUGAGUCUGGUCCCCAUCCAAGACCUGGCACAGCUUCACGGCGCUCGAGUCUGCCCUUCCCCUUUCUUCCAUCUGGGCCUCAGGACCUACCCCACCUGCCACUGCCCUCUGCCCUCGAUGACCGACCCUGGGAAAAUGAUGGGCCCGAGGAAGUACAGGGGGUUCUCAGUGUCGGCCUCAAUGUGCAGUGUGAAGACACAAAGAUGGUGGUCAGCAUCGACAAAGAGAGCCUGAAAGCAAAUGGGUUUUCUAAUGCCAGCCUUACGCUCCAAGACCCAGAAUGCAAAGCAACAGCCAAUGCCACCCACUACACACUGGAGACUCCUCUGACUGGUUGUCAGACUACCAUAUAUCCCAUGCAGGGUAGCUCAGUGGCCCUCAACUCUGUCUUGGUAAGUCAUGCUGAGACCAAAGAUGGGAGUGGUGGGCCUGUGGAUGAUGAGGACCUAGAAUCUGGAGAUGUGCUGUUCCCAAGGGAACCAGUGGAUUUAGAGAGGCCGCCCACAGAGCACCAGUCUGUCAUCAUGUUCAACUGCACUUACCAAAAGAACGAGGAAACCUCAGAACCAGUUCCCAGGAUUGUACCGGGACCAGCCAGGCAGCCAGGCGACAAUAUGACGUUUAACAUGGAGCUGUAUAGUACAAUGCCGUUCGACAACCCUUCACGGCAGGCUUUCUAUACUGUUUCACAAAAUCAGCAAGUCUUUGUACAGGUCACAUCAACCACAUCGGAUCCGGAUCUGGGGUUCACAGUGGUGUCAUGCUUCAUCUCUCCUGACCCCAACCCCAGCAUUCCCUCCGACUACACUCUCAUUGAGACGGUCUGCCCCACAGACGACUCCAUCGAGUACUAUCCUCAGAGGGACCUCCCUAUCCCUCACACGCAGUUGGACAAGAAGACUUUCAGCUUCACCUUCAACUCAAAGUACAACAUGUCCCUUCUUUUCCUGCACUGUGAGAUAUCUCUGUGCUCCAAAAGAUCUCCAAGCAGACUCCCUGCGUGCUUAAAACCUAGUGAGAAAUGUGAUUCUCCAUCUGUGGAUAUAAUCCUGGCAAUGAUGAUGAACACCAAGACAUCUACAAAACCCCUGGUUGUGGUGGAUGGAACCAAUCAACUAGGCAUAACAGUUACUCCUGAACGUACACUGCCUCCAAGCCCACCGCACUCACCCAAUGACACCCCUCUGUAUGUGCUAGACACUCCAACCGUGGUGGGCAUUGCCUUUGCAGCCUUUGUGAUUGGGGCCCUGUUGACCGGAGCCCUGUGGUUUAUCUACUCUCACACAGGUGAGACAGCUGGCACACAGCAGGUCCAGAAGUCCCAGCCUGCCUCUGAAAACAGCAGCGCAGCACACAGCAUCGGCAGCACGCAAAGCACGCCAUGUUCCAGCAGCAGCACAGCGUAGCCCAGGGCGCCACAGCCCUGCAGUGGCACUUCACGGGCCCCGCCGGUUCACAGGGGCCAUUUGUUGACUCUAGUUCCCUUCAGUGAAGGGGACUGUCAGGAUACGAAAAAGAGGAAAAGAUUUAAAAAAAAAAAAAAGAAGAAGAAGAAAAACACCUUUAGUCCUUGUGUGCAACAGACAUAUAUUGUGUCUGGUGUUACCGGUGUUUGUGUGCUCCAGCCUGGCAGCCUCACUUCAUUUCUAGUAUCUGACACAACUACAAGAAACACAUGUGAGCUUAUUACAGUUUUUUUCUCAAAUCCAAAUGCUGCUUUCACUGAUCACAACACAGUCUUUUGUUUUGACCUUAAAAGGUUUGAUUUAGGCUGUAAUCAACAACAUGUAGGUCCAGCAAAGAGAGGCAGUACGGCUCUUUACCACAGUGAUGUCAGUACAAAUCAGCAACGUGUUGAUGUGUGUCCAUGCGCUGCUUCGACAUGGACUGUAUCAUGUUACUUUAAGACAUGCAACCCUCAUGGUGGCAAAGGAGCAAAACAACCACUAACAAUCGGACAGAAGUGUGAGGAGUGGAGGUCAUUGUCUGUGACAUACAGACUUUAAAGAUGAAAACCAGUGUAGGUAUUGAAUGUAUACAGAAGAAAAUAUGCCAAAAAAUGUGAAAGAUAAAUGUGAAAUAUAUGGUGAUAAAAUGCCACAUUUUAUAAUAUCAUUUCAGUCAUAACUUCAUAAUGAAUUAAUACACAUGUUGGCAAACAUAUUUUCCAUAAUAAUAUAGUAGUGCAUUUCAGUACGACUAUUUUCUUAAAUGUUAUACAACUUUAAAGGGGCAUUAUGGUCCCCUUUUAAUAAAUAGACAGAUUUUGUACAAGGAAUUGUUUAACAUUUUGGGAAUGGUGUUCAUUCAGAAGAACAGUUCAACAUUUGUCAACUGAAAAGUCACAAACCAUCUUUUUUUUUUCUUUAUGUGUACAGGUAAAAACAAAGGCAUCUAGUAAUAAUGUAAUUUCUAGUCUUUAUGCUAAGCUAGGCUAACAACCUCAUUCAUCUGACUUGCAAAAAGACCAACAAGUGAACAUAAUUCCCAAAAUGUUGAACCAGUCCCUUCAGACGUGUAUAUUUUUUGUGAAUAUUGUAAAUAGCCAGAUAUGCUAUGAGGCAAUAUGUGUUGAGAUUCUGCUUUUGUACUUGUGGAUUACAGAUUCAACAUAUAUAUAUAUUUUUUUCCGGUUACUGAUUUUCCUAGUGAUGAAACGUGAAGCUCAUUGUCAGGGACAUACAGUAUAGAAACUGUUUGCCAGUGUGUACUUCAAACUGCACCCCACCAUUUUAGAAUAAUAUGAAUGUUUGCUGUAGCGCCCUGUGCGUUCUUAAUCCGACUGGGUUUGUUUCCCUGUUACCAUGGUAACCACAUGUUUCGUAAGAAGAAACAAGAGAAACAGAAUAGAAUGUACAUUAUCUCAAAGCUUUUGCCUUCCUUUCCUCAUGUACACAUGUAUAAAGCUUUUACAGAGGGAACAGAGUAUAAUUAUAUAUAUUUGUGUAUAAAAAAUAUAUUUUGGAAUAUAUCUACCCAGAGAACUUUAUUGCUUUUUGUUGUGUGUUAUUACUGUGAAUUCUGGAUGUGCUCAUAUACAAAACACAUGGUUGUUGGGGAUUUCUAAAUUUGAGUCACAAGUGAAAGAUAAAUAUGCAUCAUAUCAUAUUUUUUCUGCUAUACUGAAUCACACAAAAAUGUUUCUACAAAAAUUUUUACAAUAGAAUUUUAAGGAUUCCGCUGGUUUGUAUUAAUCUUAAAUGUAAUGUAGUGUGUAAUGUAAUGUAGUUUUAUGUGUCAGUGGCUUAAGAAUGUGUCAUAAGCAUUACCUCUACCUAAUAUUUGGGUGGAAUUCAUGAUUCCUCUGCCUCAGUAUUGAAGAUCAGUCACUAUUUUGCUUAAAGAAUGUCUUUACUAAACUGUUUUUGAUGGCGUAUGACCAUGUAGAAGUAAUAUAUUUGAAUACACAUCUAAAAUACACAUUUUAUAGUACUGAUGAUAAGCUAUAGCAGUGAAUAUGAACUAUAUCUUGGAUUAGAUUGUUGCAGCUAGAUUUAAUUCCACAUGAGCUCAGUCUUCUGGCUCAAUUAUCUGCCACUUCCCAUCAACCUGAUCAUGUUGUCCGUCUGUCGUCAUGACAACAUUUGCCCCAUAAAGUAAUGAGCGGUCAUGUUUGACUGUUGUCGACAGCGGUUACACAAAAUUUGCAAAUGGAAUAUAUGAUAAGUUUGUUACUAUUUAGCAUGAAAAGAAGAUGGAGGAAAUCCAGCUGUGUGUUUACUGUCUUGCUGGAAACUCAUUGGAAACAUUUUUUAUUGAGCUGCAUUAGAAGCACUUGGUUUGAGAGCAACAUUAGAACUUGUUUGUUUGAUCAGGCCUCUUGCCAGAUGGCUUCAGCCAAAACCCAUCGGAGCCCUUUGUUUAGUAAAGCACCCCUUCAUACAGCAGUGAUAGACAGUGUAGCGCUGCUGUUAUCAAGCACCGUUACUGGGAACAACAACAGCACUCGAUACUGAAAAGACUUGUGUUGCACAGUCAAGAUCUGCUGCAGCCUAUAAUCAGGGGCCACUGUGGAAUUAUGGUUUUCUAACAUUCCUGUAGUAUUGCGAUUUCUCUUAUCAACUGUGGCAAAUCCAUCUCUGCUAUGUAAUUAUCCUCUCCGCCCCCCUCGUGUGUUGCGCUGUUAAUCGGUUCAACCUCCACUUAUAUUCUGGAUCUAAUCUUCUCAUUUGCGAUAAUUGGAGGAUACUAUUUCGCUCAAUACCCAAUACAUCUUCAAAUAUCAACAUUCCUCCUUUAAGAUUUGGGAUCACAUUUUUCAAGUUGUCAGUGUCCUCCCAGUGCAUGCUGGGAAAGACCACUUCCCUAUGAUUUCCCAGUAUGUUUUCCAUAUAAACUAAUGUUGCUGUGUAAUGUUAAAGGAGCGUUAUUACACUUAGUGUGCCUGUCACAGUAUGACUCAUACUUAAUGCUGAACUGAAACAGCUGUAUUGGAGCACAAAUCCAUCUAACUAGUUAUUAACAGCAUUUUUUAAAAACCAUUUGACUACCUCAUGUUUUCUACGAAUGUGUUUUUUGUGUGUCUGAGUGAGUUUUGUUUGU